AUGGACGGCUCCCGGCGAGACGAAGCGAGUGGCGACACAGCGGCGAGCUGCUCCAAGUUCGAGAGAAGCCAGGGAGGACGGGGACAGGGGGAAGGAGGACGCCGAACUACAGGAGAGGAAGCAGAGGCGCAGACAGCACGGACGGUAGCGGCACGGCGGCAGAACCAUUGCAGGGAGAACUUAGGAUUUUGGUUGGAUGAAUUUGACGUUCAGAGUUCACGAGAAUGGAAAUAUCGGUUAGGUUCUCGUAACAUUGGUUUUGUUGGCUCUGCUCGCCUCCACUCAGCGGUGACUGCAUUGAUGAUGAGUGAGUCAGCUUUUUCCUGCGAUUUUGUUCUGUCAGAUUUGCCUGGAUUUACACGCAGCGUUUAUAAGAGUGAUCAUGCUUUGAUAACACCAGAAAGUCAAGUCUAUAGCCCAUUACCGGAUUGGAUCAAUACAUCCGGGGCAUAUUUAGUUACACCAGAAAUGGGUUCACAUUUUGUAAUGUACCUGGCUAAAUUGAAAGAGAAUUCUAGAUCAGGAUUACCCCCGCAUGGUGUUGAGAGAUUAAUCUUUGUGCUCCAAGGUGGUGUCACACUCACUACUGCCGGCAACAGCCAUAUUCUGAAGGUGGAUUCUUAUGCUUAUUUACCUCCAAAUUUUGAACAUUCCAUUGAAAGUGAUUCUCCUGCUACUAUUGUUGUAUUUGAACGAAGAUAUGCUCCACUACAAAAUCUCGUCCCAGAGCCAGUGGUUAGUUCAACAGAUAGACAGCCACUCCUUGAAACACCAGGCGAGAUUUUUGAACUGCGGAAGCUUCUCCCUACAUCUUUGGCAUAUGACUUCAAUAUCCAUAUUAUGGAUUUUCAACCUGGGGAAUAUCUCAAUGUCAAGGAAGUGCAUUACAACCAGCAUGGUUUGCUGCUGUUGGAAGGGCAGGGGAUUUAUCGUUUGGGCGACAGUUGGUACCCAGUUCAAGCAGGUGAUGUCAUUUGGAUGGCACCAUUUGUUCCACAAUGGUAUGGUGCCUUAGGAAAAACUCGAUCACGUUAUCUCUUGUACAAAGACGUGAACAGAAGCCCAUUAUAAUCACAUGUUGGUAUUCAGAUGAACAACAUGAAUGAUAUUGGCCACCUUAGCUGAUGUUAUAAAUAAAAAGGUUUGUUUCUGAAUACAUCUAAUUCUUCAUAAAGUGUAAAUUACUUUAUUAACUUUGCUUCAGUGCAAUUUCGUUUUGGGCAUGCCUUGAACAAACAUAUCUGUGUACGAAAUUAGCUUUCAUGCUUCAUCUUUCAUUUUCAGCAUUGGUUUGAGUUUUUCAUCGA
Messenger RNA from Arachis duranensis, 1307 nucleotides. Its product is annotated as (S)-ureidoglycine aminohydrolase. The coding region runs from base 1 to 1071 and encodes 356 amino acids. The transcript is spliced from 13 exons. Gene Ontology annotation, molecular function: ureidoglycine aminohydrolase activity. The record is from RefSeq and is a predicted model, not a curated record. NCBI's taxonomy places the organism in Eukaryota, Viridiplantae, Streptophyta, Magnoliopsida, Fabales, Fabaceae.